Molecule: messenger RNA, 462 nt
Organism: Eimeria acervulina
Lineage: Eukaryota; Apicomplexa; Conoidasida; Eucoccidiorida; Eimeriidae
Exons: 2
Coding region: 1-462 (153 amino acids)
Source: RefSeq, a predicted model, not a curated record
AUGUUGGGUGUCGCGACAAGGGGCAUCGGGAGACGUCCUUCCGCAGCCACAACAACAACAGCAGCCAGGUCUCUCAGCGUUGGGUGCUGCCAAACAGUCGCAGCAACAGCAACAGCAACAGCAGGAGCCCCUCGUCAUUUUUCGGGAGUUAAGUUUCUAGACCAGAGACGGACAGGGGAGGAGACGGUGUACUUCAAGAAGGAAGACGAGGCGUUGCUGCGUCGUCUGUUGGCGAAGCAUCCGGAGGCGGAUCCGAAGUUCCAGUCAGGGGGCGGUACUGCGUCAUUGGAGUCUCUUAGGGGUUCUUUGUCUCUCUGUAUAUCCAAGCAUUUCAAGCAGCAACCUCCAAAGGCACUUCUGGAUGAACUGCCGACAAUAUUCGCUAGCCACGGCUGGCAGCCUCCCGAAGACGUCAAAACCCUUCUCCGCUCCCUCCAGACACAACCCGGAGGCGCCAGUUAG